AUGGCGUCGGACAGCUCCAGGUCACCCGUCAGGAUCUCAAAGGUCACUGAUCGGUACCUGCUCUUCGACAUUGACGAUAUCAUGUACCUCCGCCGUCACCACAAUAUCUGCUCGCCCUUUGUAGGAACCAUGCCGCAAGCCCCGUCGCAGAGCGUCUUCAUGGGCCUGCCCAUUGAGUUGAUGGCAGAAGAGGCCAUGGUGCUCGUGCGCAAAAAGGCGGCCUACGUAGUCGACGAUGCCGCGUUUCAUCCGUCGCGGCUGGCGUCCCCCGACCCCGCUGUGCGCGCUGCCUAUCUCCAAGCCAUGAAGCAGGAUGGACUGGGCGCCGCCACCGCCGCACGUGAAUACGCAGAGUUUAGAAAGGUACAGGGCCUCAACAAGGCCAAGGCCAAGGGUAAGAAAGCGCAAAAGACCAAAGAAGAUACGUCGUCCAUCACCAGUGCCGGUGCCGUUACCAGCUCCAAAGAGCCAGACAAUGCUGCAGCAGAAGCAGCAGCCUCUGUAGAUGAAGAGUUGAACCUCUUUGAUUCGUCGGAUUCCCAAGUGACCAAGCAGGCCAACAAGCCCAAAGCAUCGGUAGCGGCCAUUGAACCUUUUGCCAUUACGCCCGUCACUAGCGGCGCAUUGAUGGACCCCCCGCCGUCCGUGGACGAGGAAGAGGAUACCGCGUCGCUGGUUGAUGCUCCCCGCGGCUACCCCCUCUAUGCUCACCUCCACGAUCAUGGCUACUACAUGAUGCCUGGUCUGCGGUUUGGCUGUGACUACAAUGUCUAUCCUGGUGACCCCCUGAGAUACCACAGUCACUUUCAAGCGACGCAUUAUGGCUGGAAUGACGAGAUUAAGCUGCUGGACAUUGUUGGCGGUGGAAGACUAGGCACCAAUGUCAAGAAGGCUUACUUGAUAGGCGGUGCAACUGCUGGCGAGGGCAAGACGAGCGGUGAGGUCGUCGGUGGGCAUGGGGUCAAGGCAACCAGUGCCACUGGACCUCCAGUCAGAGCUUUCAGCAUUGAAUGGGCUGCCAUGUAA
This is a messenger RNA of Pestalotiopsis fici W106-1, 1026 nucleotides long. RefSeq lists its product as uncharacterized. Bases 1 to 1026 code for a protein of 341 amino acids. Gene Ontology annotation, cellular component: tRNA-intron endonuclease complex. The record is from RefSeq and is a predicted model, not a curated record. The transcript has a single exon. Gene Ontology annotation, molecular function: tRNA-intron lyase activity; nucleic acid binding. Gene Ontology annotation, biological process: tRNA-type intron splice site recognition and cleavage; tRNA splicing, via endonucleolytic cleavage and ligation. Lineage: Eukaryota; Fungi; Ascomycota; Sordariomycetes; Amphisphaeriales; Sporocadaceae.